Molecule: messenger RNA, 2382 nt
Organism: Cynocephalus volans (Philippine flying lemur)
Lineage: Eukaryota; Metazoa; Chordata; Mammalia; Dermoptera; Cynocephalidae
Gene: SOWAHB
Product: sosondowah ankyrin repeat domain family member B
Exons: 1
Coding region: 1-2382 (793 amino acids)
Molecular function (GO): protein binding
Source: RefSeq, a predicted model, not a curated record
AUGGCCCGAGAGCUGAGCCAGGAGGCACUACUGGACUUUCUGUGCCAGUCAGGGGGCCGCGUGACCAACGCCGCCUUGCUGAGCCACUUCAAGAGCUUUCUCCGAGACCCCGACGCGCCCCCCAACCAACAUCAGCAACGCCGCGAACUCUUCAAGGGCUUCGUCAACUCGCUCGCCGCAGUGCGCCAGGACCCCGACGGCACCAAGUACGUGGUGCUCAAGAGGAGGUACAGGGACCUUCUGGGGGAGGACGGGCUGCAGCGACCCCGCGAGCCGCCCGCGGCCGCCGCCCAGCCGGUGAGAGCUGCGCCCUGCUCCCCGCGAGGCGCUCGCCGGGGGGAGCAGCCGCCGCCGCCGCCGCAGCAGCCCAGGAGGCGGCGGCGCGAGAAGGAGCCAGAGGAGGAGCCAGCAGGUGCCGCAGCCCGAGCCGCCGACGCAGCUUGCAAUGGACUCCCGGCCUGCGGCGCCCGGCAGGCGGCCAAGGGUGGCGGCGGGCCGAGGGGCAGCCCGGGCCAGAGGGCGCCAGUGCCCGCGGCUGCCGAGGCAGGUGCCCCGGCCGGAGCCAGGUGCGCAGCGAUGGAGACUCAAGGCCGCUGCUGCUGGGAAUGCCUCCAGAACAGCCUGGCGGGGCUCCCGGGAGAGCCGCUGCUUAGCGCCCUUCCGGACCCCGCCGUCGCGGCGGAGAAGCCCGCGAGGGCUCCGCUUGCUCAGGAUGACCGCGGGGCUCCUGGGCAGCGGCGGGACGGCGCGACCGCUGAGCCCACGCCCGUGCCUGCAACGCCCCGCUCGCCUCCCGCCACUGUCGGGGCUGCUGGGAGCCGGGCUUCCCCGCCUGCUUCCCUGACCCGCUACACUCCCCCCGGAGACCGGCUGGAGCUGUUGACCCCGGGCUCCCUGCACCUUGCGACCCUGCAGCAGCAGCAGCAGCGCACCCGGGAGUGGGUGGCCAGAUACCCGCAGAUGCCCGAGACCCGGGACCCGGGCCCCAUCCGGGCGUGGUCGGUGAUGCCAGACAACUUCUUCCAGCUAACCUCGGAGCCAGGCUCAGCGCCGCCGCAAGACCCCCCUCUUUCCUUUCAUUCUCUCUUUCCUGCUCCGGAUGAGUCCUCAGAAUCCUGGCCCGGGAACCCUCCAUUUAAUGUUUUUCGUAGCAUUCGUUGUCAGCUGUCCCUCCAAGAUCUGGACGACUUUGUGGACCAGGAGAGCCAUGGCAGUGAGGAGAGCAGCAGUGGGCCCAAAGAAUCUCCUGUGGGUUCUGAAGAGGGGCUGCAGGUUGCCCUGGGCACCCCUGAUUGGGGAAAGCUCAGGAACCCAGCUCGGAGCCAUUCUGUAUCUCCAAAGGAGGGCAGCCCCAGCCGGAGCCCUCAGGGCCUCGGGCACAGAGGGGAUGGUCACACCUCUCAGAAGGUCCCAAUAGGGACUAAUGGGCUUGCAGGCCACCUCCAGGAGCCUUUACUCUGGCCGGCUCCCAAGUUGAGGAGAUCCCUGAGAAGAAGCUCUUGGACAGGGAGAGCCAAAUUGUCUUCCUCUGAUGAGGAAUACCUUGAUGAGGACUUGCAGAAAAGGAGUCGGCGCCCACCUCGAUCCAGGAAACCCUCCAAGGCAGGAACAGUGCCCAGCCCAAGGGUGGAUGCAGCUUUGACACCAAAACUUGCAGAUGUUAAGGCUGUUGUGGCUGAGCGGGGUCGGCCACACAGCUCAGGGAUCCCCAGUGGGGAAGGGCCUGCAUCUUUGGUCCCCCACAGACUUCCUGAGCACAGAUCAUCCCUAGUCCCCCUUGACACCAGGGAGCAUGAAUGGAUUGUGAAGCUUGCCAGUGGCUCCUGGAUUCAAGUGUUGACUUUGUUCUGGGAGGACCCCCAGCUGGCUUUGCACAAAGACUUCUUGACUGGGUACACUGCCUUGCACUGGAUAGCCAAACAUGGUGACCUCAGAGCCCUUCAGGACUUGGUCUCUGGGGCACAAAAGGCAGGGAUUGCUCUUGAUGUAAAUGUGAGGUCCAGUUGUGGGUAUACCCCACUGCACCUUGCAGCCAUUCACGGCCACCAGGGGGUCAUCAAAUUGCUAGUGCAGAGAUUGGCAUCUCGGGUGAAUGUCCGGGAUAGCAGUGGGAAGAAGCCAUGGCAGUAUCUGACCAGUAAUACCUCUGGGGAAAUAUGGCAGCUACUGGGAGCCCCUCGAGGCAAGCCCAUUUUCCCCGUCUAUCCCUUAGUCCAAAGCUCUUCCCCAACCAGGAAGGCCAAGAGCCGGGAAAUAUCUAGAAAUGUCACCCGAAAGUCUUCCUUUGCUGCACUACUCAAAAGUCAGCACAGCAAAUGGAAAUUGGCCAACCAGUACGAGAAAUUCCCCACUCCAAGGGAAAGAGAAGAGUAUAGUGAUUGA